This is a messenger RNA of Epinephelus fuscoguttatus (brown-marbled grouper), 3343 nucleotides long. Its product is annotated as interleukin-21 receptor-like. The transcript is spliced from 9 exons. Lineage: Eukaryota; Metazoa; Chordata; Actinopteri; Perciformes; Serranidae. Gene Ontology annotation, molecular function: cytokine receptor activity; protein binding. The record is from RefSeq and is a predicted model, not a curated record. Gene Ontology annotation, cellular component: membrane; external side of plasma membrane. Bases 56 to 1465 code for a protein of 469 amino acids. Gene Ontology annotation, biological process: immunoglobulin mediated immune response; cytokine-mediated signaling pathway.
GAGACAUCAACAGCAGCAGGACAGCCCCCAAGUGUGAUACUCACAUCCAAGAGACAUGACGUGUCCGCAGCUCCUGUUUGUGUGGUGGUGCUCCAGCAUCCUCGCAGUGACCAGCUGCAUCAGAGUUGAUGGAUAUUCGUGUGUCAGUGCCUACUGGAACAUGGUUACUUGUGUGCUGAAUAUCACUGAUAAUCCCGUGGGACGGUCCAACACCACCUACAGCCUGAAAUUCAUUGAUUUGUGGGGGAAAGACCCAAUUUCCUGUCCGCUUGUGGUGAUGAAUCACAGUUACAGCUGUGUGUGUGAACUCAUGGACGACUCAGACCACUUUAUGGAUAUAGAUGAAUAUGGCAUAAAACUUUGUCAUGAAUCCGGCUGCCUUCCUGUGAUAGAGAAGUUUUUACCAUCAAAGCAAAUUCAGCUGACGCCCCCGCACAAAGUUGAGAUCCAAGAAACACCAGACACUGUUAAUGUCACGUUGAAAAGUGGGUAUGAAGGCCAUCGGUACCUCAACGAUGGCCUGGACUAUGAACUAUUACUUCAAACAUCUCAAAGCAGCAGGACUCUUCAUUCCAAAUCAAAUCAAUUCCAAGGGUCCAUAUCGAUUCCAAGGUCAGAACUGAAACCAAAUGCUACAUAUUGCCUUAAAGUGAGAUCCAUACCUAACAAAGGGGCUUAUAAGGGCACUUGGAGCGAAUGGAGUCCAUCGACAUGCUGGAAAAAUGAAGCAGGAGAAAAACAAGUAAAUAUAUUAGUCAUUCUGAUCAAAUCUCUGGGCCCAGUGUGUGUCGCUGUUGGAGUCCUGCUGUUUGUGUUCUACGGUCCUGCUGCAAGAAUGAAGAUAAAAACUCUGUCGCACACACCAUCACCGGCUCCUUUCUUCCAACCUCUGUUUCAACAACACGAAGGCAAUUUCCAGGAAUGGUUUUCACCUCGAGGCAGAUUUGUGCUGACAUAUAAAGCUGAAGAGAUCCUGAAAACCGAUGCUGUGAAUGUUGUCCCGAAUCCCAUUACAAAAGAGCCAGAGGAGAACCAGGACUUCCACAACCUUCCAGUAACACAACUGGUGUUCCCUCAGUGUCAAAGCUCCUAUGUUGGCUUACCCGGGGUACAUGAGGCCCCUCCCCCUUUAACUCUGGUCUGUCCAGGGGACAUGUCUUACACUCAGCUGCCCUGCUCUGUCUGGGGCGUCGGCAUUGGAGAAGUAGAAGUUCCACCUCCUCUCUUCUCCUCUCCACCUAAAGAUCUCUUCAACAUCAGCCGUGAGGACUCCGGCUGUGAGGACCUGACCCAAAGCCCUGAGUGCAGUGUACUUAACAGUCCCGUUGACGACAGUCCACCACCAUGUUACUGCAGUGAUUACUGCAUUCUCAACAAAACAGCAGAAGGUUUCGCUCCUGUUUUAGUGUCCAGAGGAAACAACCUAAAUGAUCAGUCUGAUUCCCCGCAAGAGGGUGAGAGCUAAGAAAUUAUCCUGUCAGUUGGCUUGGAGAAAACAGACGUCACAAUACCAGUCACACUGAUCACGAUGACUGUAUAUCGCAAAGCAGGAAGUAGUCACAAUCAGAUUUGAUGCUUGCAUGCUUACACACACACACUUACUGUAUGUUUUGUGUUUUUUAUUUAGCCAGGGAAGAUUUUAUGUGUGUUUUUGAAUGUACCUGAUUAUGUCUCUGUCUAUAAAGCAAACACAACACAGAGAAGGCUUCUGCCCUGGCUGAGUCACAGAGUAUGUUACACUUGAUGAAGCCUUUGCAAUACAGACUGCAGAAUGUAAUGACACAUGAAUGUGUGUUUCUUUGAAAUGUUUUUAAUGCACAGCUGAACAUUUUUUAUUUGCUUGUGCUGACACUGCCUUCACCGUUUAAUGAAGAUUAAUGAUGAGGACCAACUACAGAUGUGUCGCCUGGGUGAAGCCAGUCGGCAUGAGUGGAUUAUGAGUCAGCGGGUCCCUGGGCACAGAUAUGCAAAAGGCUCCACCACCUGUCCUCCACAGCAGCAAGACACAGGCUGUGUAGUUGUUUUGUGUCUCUUUGUAGUCGAUAUGCAUCUCUCUGUGGUUUUGUGUUUCUGUGUAGUUUUUUGUAGUCCCUUUGAGUCUUGCUGGGUCUCUUUGUAGUUGGUUUGUGCCUCUUUGUGGUCAAUAUGCAACUCUCUGGUUUUGUAAUUGUCGUCAUUUUGAGUCUGGUUGUUGUUGCUUUCUGUCUCUUUGUAGUCAUUUUGAAUGUGUUGUUGCUCUGUGUCUGUUUGUUGUUGCAUCGUGACUCUUUGUGGUCAUCUUAAAUCUCUUUGUAUAGUUAUUUUGAGUCCCUUUGGUAGUUGUUGUGGGUCUCGUGUCGCUCUGCAGCUCUUUUGUAUCUCUUUGUAGUUUUGUGUCUCUUUGUAGUCGAUAUGCAUCUCUGUGGUUUUGUGUUUCUUUGUAGUUUUUUGUAGCUGUUUUGAGUCUUGUUGUUGCUUUUUGUCUCUUUGAAGUCAUUUUGAGGCUGUAGUUGCUUUGUGUCUCUUUGUUGUUGCGUUAAGACUCUUUGUGGUCAUCCUAAAUCUGUUCGUGUUGUAAUUUUGUGUCUCUUUGUAGUUUUGUGUCUCUUUGUGGUUGUUUUGCCCCUUUUUUGUAGUUGUUGUGAGUCUUGUUGGGUCUCAACAGCUGUUUUGUGUCUCUUUGUGGUGGAUAUGCAUCUCUCUGUGGUUUUGUGUUUCUUUGUAGUCAUUUUGAGUCUUGUUGCUGCUUUGUGUCUCUUUGUUGUUGCCUCAUGACUGUUUAUAGUCAUUUUGUGUCUCUUUGUAGUUUUUUUGUCUCUUUGUGGUGAUUUAGAGUCUCUUCUUUAUCAACACGUGUUAAUUUGAGUGGCAUUUUGCAGGUGAAGGCCAGGGCCCCCCUGACACUUUGGGCCCCUGGGCCUGUGCCCUGUAGCCCGUUCAGAGAUGCAUCCAUCCAUGUCAGUUGGUACUGCUUCUAAAAAACCAAAUGAGUCAAAUGCUCAGGAUAUACAGUAUUUCCCCAAGGGGAUCAAUAAAGAAAAAUGUUAAUAUGACUGUUUCUCUAUCAGUUUCUGCAUUAAUAGGCACAGUUACACUCCCUGCCUACUGAAAAGAAAGUGGACGUUUUGUGUACGUGCAUGUUCUGUACAACAUCUGUUGCACGUCUGUCCAUCCUGGAAGAGGGAUCCCUCCUCAGUUGCUCUUCCUGAGGUUUCUACUGUUUUUUUCCCCCUGUUAAAGGGUUUUUUGGGGGAGUUUUUCCUUAUCUGCUGUGAGAGUCCAAAGGACAGAGGGAUAUCGUAUGCUGUAAAGCCCUGUGAGGCAAAUUGUGAUUUGUGAUAUUGGGCUUUAUAAAUAAAAUUGA